UUUUCGAACAAAACAAUAAUUUUAAAAUGUCGUCUUUCCAAAUUACACUGCUAUUUUUAACUAUUGGAAUUUGUUUGGUGUCUAGCCAAAACGGGAUCCCGACCAGCGAGGAAUCGAUUGACAAUCUAGUUUCAGCAGGGGUGUCUGAAAACGCUGCAGCUGGAAUUGUGAAAUUUGACAAAAAGUUCCAGGAACCAUUUGAAAUGGAGAAAACGGACCCAAAAGGAGCAAAACAGUUGGAACAAGUGUUGCAUAAGAAUUUCAAUGAAUACAUUGACAAUAUGAGCAUAGAUGAUCAAGCUGCAUAUCAAAACUUUAUCAAAAGCCAGCGCACAUAAUUGUUAAAUAUUUACAGUUGGAAUAAAUGUUAUUCAUAUGCUGUGAUGUUUGAUGUUCAGUACCGGGGGUGAAAGGCAACUUUGCCGAAUUUGCCGAAAUUGCCGAGCAAAUAUCAAAAAGUUGAUUUGCCGAAUUGGCAGCGUUCGAUUUUUUGAAUUUUCAGAAAAUAUAGGUUUUUCGAAAAUAAACAUUUCCAAAUUAUCGAUUUAUCAAAAAUUAAAGAAUGCAUUUUAUUGAUUUUUAGGUAAUAUAAAAUUUCAGCUUACCAAUUUUUCAGGAAGAUAAAAAGUAAAAAAAAA
Messenger RNA from Caenorhabditis elegans, 638 nucleotides. RefSeq names its product Secreted RxLR effector peptide protein (gene spig-7). The transcript is spliced from 2 exons. Bases 27 to 338 code for a protein of 103 amino acids. Lineage: Eukaryota; Metazoa; Nematoda; Chromadorea; Rhabditida; Rhabditidae. The record is from RefSeq and is marked reviewed.